Molecule: messenger RNA, 738 nt
Organism: Cloeon dipterum
Lineage: Eukaryota; Metazoa; Arthropoda; Insecta; Ephemeroptera; Baetidae
Product: HIG1 domain family member 1A, mitochondrial-like
Exons: 4
Coding region: 288-593 (101 amino acids)
Biological process (GO): mitochondrial respirasome assembly
Cellular component (GO): mitochondrion
Source: RefSeq, a predicted model, not a curated record
CAAAUUUAGCUAGCAGAAAGCAAAAAUCAAACAGUUUUUUGUUUUUUCAUUGAUUUCUGACGAAAGAGUCGUGGAUCUCAACUAAUACAUUAUUUUAUUAAUUUAUCCGCUUGUUUUGAAGUGUUUGUGACGUCAAUUCUAACAGAAAGAGUUUUGAUUUGGAAAUGAAGUGAAACAACACGACUCGCAGUUGUUGCUUGCUUCUUUACUCAUCAGUCUCAAAAAUCGUGGCCAGUCAACCACAGCUGCACUUUGCAUCUACUCGACUUGCUUGAUACUCAUCAAAUAUGACAGAAAAGAAAUCAGCGGUUUUCGACCCGACCUCGACAGGGCUGGAAAGCCAAUCUGGACGGCUAAGAAGGAAAAUGGAAGAAGCCCCGCUUUUCCCUAUCGGAAUACUUGGGCUUAUUGGAGCUGUCGGCUACGGCGCCUACAGCUACAGAAACCGGGGCAACAUGUCAACCUCGGUGUACCUGAUGCAGCUCCGGGUUUCUGCCCAGAGUGCUGUUGUCGUCUGCUUGACUGUCGGAAUUGGAUACUCGCUGUUCAAGGACUUCAUUCUGCCAAAGAUGGAAAAGCGUUCCGAAAACUAGGUGCCCAGCACAAUGUAGCGGUGUGAGAUUUUACUUUCUUCGUUUUGAAUUUGUACUCCAGCAUUUCAUCGGGCGGGUCCCGCGUCGUCAAAAUGUAGAACUCGCUUCUAAUGAAUAAAGUUAAGAAAGUGCAUUUAAAAGCGAA